This is a messenger RNA of Penicillium maclennaniae, 4683 nucleotides long. RefSeq names its product CORVET complex membrane-binding subunit VPS8. The coding region runs from base 1 to 4683 and encodes 1560 amino acids. Gene Ontology annotation, biological process: protein targeting to vacuole; endosomal vesicle fusion. Gene Ontology annotation, cellular component: HOPS complex; late endosome. The transcript is spliced from 3 exons. The record is from RefSeq and is a predicted model, not a curated record. Gene Ontology annotation, molecular function: protein binding. Lineage: Eukaryota; Fungi; Ascomycota; Eurotiomycetes; Eurotiales; Aspergillaceae.
AUGAGCUCGAUGGCCGAGGGCAGUGAGGGCAGGGAACGAGAGGAUGAGCUUGAUCUGGGCAAUGAAGACGACUUUCCCCAACAGGCUGACCAUGAGACCCUCGCCCUUGAGGGUCAGCCCUCCUCGCAGGAGUUCGUCGACCAGGAAUUGGACUCAGGAGACAAUGUGGAGGUACAAGAUCAGGCCUCCGAAAAGACUGUCGCACCCGCAGGCCCCGAACUCCCCCAGACUCCUCCGGCGCAACACGCGCAGUUCAACGCCACUUCGGGAAGUGUAGACGAAACAGCCUCGACCCCUGAUGAUACCCCGUCUUUACAUGGAUCUGUUCUGUCCUCCCAAAGCAGCAGUGCGCUAGCAUUGCGAAGCUCUCCACGAGUCAGCCCCAGUCCAGCACACCGUCCCUUUGACCUCCGCUUCCAAUCCCGGCUAUCCUCAUCGACUCUUAGCCCCUCUAGGCAGGGCUCGCCAUUCCUUGCCCAUCUCCAUUCCCGGCAAUCAUCCUUUACGAGCCAGCUUUCGCCGACACCAGAAUCGGACAACGAACCGACUCAGAGCCCAUGGGAUGUCGUACGAUGGACAAAGCUGCGAAAAAUAACUGGGCAAGCCUUUUCAGAGAUUGGGAAGCGCAACUUUGGGCGGCCCACAUGCCUGGCGGUUUCUACGUCCAUUGUGAUCGGUACCUCGAAAGGAAUUAUUCUGGUAUUUGAUUAUCAGCAGAGCUUGAAGACUAUCAUCGGGACUGGUACGAAAGCUGUUGAAUGCGGACCCAUCACAGCUCUAGCACUGUCUGCAGAUCACUCCACUGUGGCCGGAGGACAUGAAACGGGUGAUAUUUACACAUGGGAAAUCUCUCGAUCAGCACGACCCUUUCUCCAUAUAACCCCACUUCCAGCAAAUCAAGUUGAUACUCGAACAUCCGAUGGGCAUAUCGCGGGAUCCGCGGUCAUUCAUAUCGGCUUCCUUGGCACCCGGCGCACUGCAAUCGUUUCAGCUGAUACCAGAGGAAUGGCAUUUUCCCAUUUGGCAACACGAGGCACGGGAUCAUUGGGUCGAACCAUCAAGACGACUCGAAUCCUGGGCCGAUAUCCAGCAACUGCGCCGGAAGAGCGCCGGCGAAAACCUAGCUCUGUCUUAGCUUUCUCCCCUCUACCUCUUGGCAACGUUGAGCAACCGUACGACUCAUUAGGUCUUGUUGCCAUGUUGACACCUUACCUUUUAGUGAUAGUGUCCACAACUCCGGUCGCGCAAACCCAACACAAAGCGCCGCGGCCCAAGGAAGUCCCGGCGCACAGUGCCAUGACUGGAGCUCUAGCCUGGUUCCCCGCCAUUCGGCUGAAGGGCAAAGAUAGCCAGACGUCGAACACCAAGCUCGUCUAUUGCUGGUCCAAUGUUUUGACUGUGCUGGACGUGACAGAAGCGGAGACUGACGAGCCAUUGGACCGCGAUCGGCGGCCUAGCCUUGUUUUCAGAGCGCGAAGUAGAUGGAAGGCCGAGGAGGCUAUCGUCGCCGUUCAAUGGCUCAGUCGAUCUGUGCUAGCAGUGUUUACGAUCACCCAGCGACUGCUGAUCCUUGAGGAUUACACUAUGCAUGUCACAGAGUCCAUCGAUCUUGCCCACCGCCACAUCUAUCAUACCGACCUUUUCUCAUCCCAACUCCAUAAUCUUGUCGAGCAACUUGAUGAAGAAGAUACGUCGAUGCAUGGCGUCGUGGCUGAUGCGUUUUACAUGAGCUUCCGGGCCUAUAAAGGCCGGCUUUUCUUGCUUGGCUACAAUGAAGCCCAGGUCGGUAACCUCUCCAACUGGGCUGACCGACUCCUUGCUCUCAUGGAAGCGGGUGAUUUUAUUGGAGCUAUUCGAUUGGCGACAUCUUACUAUACGGGAGCCGCAGAGAAGCUCACAGUUGGCCUUCCCGAAGAGGAUGCUUUGAGACAACCAAUUGUCCAAGAAAAGCUCCUUGAGAUGAUCUCUGCGUCUCUCAAGUAUGCUUUUGGGCGUAAUGAUGAAGCACACAACGGGCGCGUACAGAACGAACAGCUUGAGGAACUCGCUGAAGUUUCCAUCGCCGCUUGCAUCUAUAUGGACGAUGUCGAGUUUCUGUGGGAAGAAGUGUUCACUUGGUAUGAGGAGCAGGGAUCCGCAGGAAUUUUCCUCGAGGUCCUUGAACCGCGUAUCAUUGAUGGAACCAUUCGCUCACUUCCCCCGAUUGCUGUCAAAGCUCUGAUCAAUCAUUUCAUCAAAACCCACUCGCCUGGCCGUCUGGAGGAAAUUAUCUGUCUGCUAAACACUACGACGAUGGAUAUUGACCAAGUCACAACCCUAUGCAAACAACAUAACCUGUUCGAUGCGUACAUUUAUGUGUGGAACCGUUGUCUAGCAGACUACAUUGGGCCACUGGAGGAACUCCUGCAGAUGAUCCCCACUCAGACCGAGCCUCUGGUCAAUGGAGACUAUGCUCUCGAAGUGACAAAGCACACUAACGCGAUGAAAAGUUUCGCUUACCUGUCCUUCGUGCUCACUGGACGUAUCUACCCCACUGGGGAUGAGAUGGAUGAAACCGAGGCAUCACGGGCCAAGCUAUCUCUGUAUCAAUAUCUUUUCUCGGGCAAUCUAGAGCCUGUCGACGGCUCUAGUGAGACCAAAUCAUUCUCACAACUCCGGGCUCUGCUCAAGUUUGAUGCGUCCAGCUUCAUGAGCAUGCUCAACGAAGCUUUCGAGGACAGCUUCCUCAACGAGCCCGACUCCGAAGAAAGCCCUUCUCCAGGAGCGUCGAUCAAUCGACAGUACCUGAUCAGCAUUUUGCUCCAAGUCAUGGAUGCGUCUUCUUUCACUCCUGCUGAUACCAUUUACCUGGACAUGUUUGUUGCACGCAAUCUCCCCAAAUACCCCCAGUACAUUCUUCUUUCAGGCACAACUCUGCAUCAGGUCCUGACCCGCCUGUGUCAAUACCCGGACGAGAGCAUGGCCGACGACUGCGAAUUGAGUGCUGAGUACUUGCUGUCUUUCUACCAUCCACCGGAUAUCCAGAGCAUGGUGCCGUUGUUUCAGGCAGCUCGCUUUUUCCGGAUUUUGAAGUCCAUCUAUCGCUCUGAAAAGCAAUAUCCGCAAUGGAUCAUGACAUAUCUCGAAGAUCCAAAUGACAAAGAGGCCAUUUUCACCUCCAUACAUGACUGUCUCCGCUCGGGAUCCGGGCUAGGCAAGAAGCAGAGGAAAGAUGUCGUGGAUGUGGUUCAAAAGCAUGCCAGAGAGAUUGCUGAUAUUGACGUGAUGCGGACUGCUCAGACAAUGCAGAUCCUAGCUCCUGAAGUCCAUUCUACAUUUUUACAAGUGCUGGAACACGACACCUACAGACAAUACCAGUAUCUUCGAGUCUUGGUGGAACCCGCUGGCCCAAGUGGUGAAAAGCCUCCGUCUGUCGAGAACUCAAUGAUCGAACGCUACGUGCAGCUUCUUUGCAAAUACAACCCCCAACAUGUGGCAGACUUUGUUGAAGGCUUACGAGUUGGCGACAUUCAUCUUGAGGAGCUUCUUCCGGCCAUUGAGGAGAGUGGGGUCAUUGAUGCCGCCGUGAUUCUCCUUGCUCGACAGGGCCAAGUGCGAGCAGCUAUGGACCGUCUCAUUGCACACCUGAGCACGCUGGAGUCGGGCCUGAUUGGCAUACUGCAAAGCGCCAACCAGACUCCAGACACGGCGACUACAGUGGAAGCGAUUGAUGAUCUGCUUGAUUCCCUGAAUAAGUAUGCCGGGGUCGGAACCUGGCUCUGCCAGGUUCAGUCUAAGACUGCGAAGCCGAGUCGACCGAGCCUGAAUGGACAGCGUGGCGUGUCGCCCCUUGAGCAGGCCCUCACAUUCGACGAAAAUCUCUGGCUUGACCUUAUCGAGGCAGUGGUGCGCAUUGCUAGCAACGUGUUUGCACUCUUGGAUCAACAGUCCAAGGUCUCGGAGACGCAUCAGCCAGCAUCCCCACGAGGGGACACUGGACGGUUGACUACAUCAUUCCGCGCCCUCAUCCAGCAGGCCUUCACGACAUUACUUGCCAGCACCGUCAAAGGUGGUACUUCAUCCAGCAGUGAACGCACCGACAUGUCCUUCCUCCGCAUUCUCCGCGCGUUUCUCACGCGGGCUGCUACCUGGUCACCAUCCCUCCUUGAGCUGCGAGCCGUCUUGGCAUCUAUCUUCUCCGCGUAUUCCUAUGAGAAAUCCCUCCUGGCCCUGGCUAACGGCAUGCUCGACCGCGACCUCUUCGUGCACGUGGACGAGGUCACCCGACUCCGGCAACAAGGCUGGCGACCUCGUGGCCAAGUGUGCGAGAUCUGCCGACGACGAACCUGGGGCAUCAAUGUGGGCUCAUCACACUGGACCGCAUGGGAAAAGCGACAACGCGACCAACACCACCGCCGUAUCGCCAAGCGACUCGAAGAGGGAUAUAAUCCGGCCGAGCGGGGCAAGGGUAAAGCGGCAGCUGUAGACGCGGGCCAGCUGCCCCUGAUGGACAAUCCGCAACACCAUGCCUUGGAGGAAGGGGUCGAGACCGGGUCGACCGGCGAUCUUCCCCUUGAGCCGGUGGUAGUUUUCUCGUGCCGACAUCUGUACCACCGGCAGUGCGUUCUAGAUGCCAGUACCCAUAAGCGACCCACGGAUUUGGAUUCGCAUUCGCAUUCCUUCGCCGAGAUAAAGAAUGGGUAG